ACGACUUUGCGAGCGUCGGUUGACGACGUGGCCGGCGUUGUUGAGCAUACCGGGCCGAUUUAAACUCAGUUCAGCCGUUAAGUGCGUGUCCACCUUCUCCGGUUUGCCGGUAACCGUAGUGUUUAUUUUUCCUUUGACGUUCUAACGUCUACCUCUUUGUAGCUGUGUCAGAAAAUGUCGGGGAAAAUGAAGAGCCGAAACGCGGCGAACGCGGACUCGGUGUCGGGCAGCGUGUCCUGCGAUGAGCGCAUCCUCAAGGAGUGCCAUCAGAUGUACACCGAUACAGACAGCGGAUUAAUAUCAAUAGCUCAGUCUGUGGGUGUGACUCUGCUGCCUCCCAGGAAGAAGAUCACUGUGAUGCUGAUGGGAAACCACUCGGCUGGAAAAAGCUCCUUCAUUAACUGGUACGUCGAGGAGCAUAUCCAAAGGACAGGAGUUGCGAUUGAGACACAGGGCUUCACUUUUGUUACUAGUGGGCGUAAGAGGGAGUCACUGACGGGAAAUGCAACUCUCCACCUGUAUCCUCACUUUAAAGCACUGCAAGACUUUAAAGGUGUGUCUGAAUACGUCGGCACCGAGAUCUGCACUUCUCGGCAGAAGCGUUUCAGCUUGGUGACUUUUGUGGACACUCCUGGACUGGUGGAUGGAGAUAUGAAGUAUCCCUUUGAUGUGGAUCAGGCCAUCCUUUGGCUAGGUGAUGUGUGUGAUCUGAUCCUGGUCUUCUUCGACCCGAUGGGACAGGCUCUGUGCAAGCGCACGCUCAACAUCGUGGAGCAACUCAACGAAAGGCAGGGAGAUCGACUCCGCUUUUACCUCAGCAAAGCUGACGAGGCUGGAGGAGAGUCAGACAGACAGAGAGUGAUGAUGCAGAUUGUGCAGGAGUUGUGUAAACGUCCAGGACUCAACAAGUGUGGCUUUGACAUGCCUACUAUCUACAUCCCCAAUCCCAACAAGCCCAGUCGAUGUGUCAAUCAGAUCGAGGAGGUGUGUCGCACCAUAGAGAAGACCAUAAACCAGACCGUCCAGAACACUCUGAACACACUGGAGAAGGACUGCGAGCUCAUCAGCGAGGCUGUUACUGAUACGCUCAACAACGACCGGCAGUGCAGUAUGGAGAACAGGCGUGCUCGCUGUAAGAGCUGUCUCUUGAGCCUUCUGGGGUUCAGCGUGCCCUUACUGCUGCUCUUCUUUCUGGUACUCGGAAGUCUGUCAAGGGACAUCCUGGAGCUAGCCCUGGGUGCUAAGGGCACUGAAACUCUCUCGCUCUAUCUGGCUCCAGUAGUGAAGGCGUCUGAAUCUCUGUCUGUGGAAACACAGCUGUAUGUUUGUGGUGGCCUUGUCCUGCUCUCCUUCAUCCUUCUUAUCCUCGCUCGCUUCUCUUCCCGCACAAGGCCGACUCUGUCCGGAAAACAAAAGAGGCAGUUGCAGGAAAAACUGGAGUAUGUGCAGGAAGUGGUGAAAACUAAAAAGAAGAAGCUGUAUGAGGAGUACCUCCGGCAGAGUGUUGGUGAUCAGGAUAUGGACUAAAGGUUUUUUUUUUUUUGGUUGAAGUUCUGCAGGAGUGAUGAAUAGAAAGAGCAGUGAACAAAUAGUAGGAAGGAUAUAAAUAACCACUAAAUGUUCCUGCACUUUAGAACAGCGAUAAUGUAGAAGCUUUCUAGGAAUCACCCUCCAGAAGAUACACACCAGCAUGUUUCAGCAUUGAUGGGUAAAAGUAAAUUUAUUAACUAUUUAUGGGUAAAGAAAAACAUUGAUGUCAACACAAUGUGUUGAGGGUUACUGUUAUGGCACGCACUUGGAUCUUGUCCCAACCAAGGUACACACUGUUCAGUAUUUCUCUUUAAAUGUAAUCUUAUUAACAUGCCCAAUUGUCUCCACUACAGCCUUACAGCUUUGCAUUAUGUGAUUUGAACUAAAUAACUUGCACUGCUUUUGUGCACAUCAUGUUGUUUUUAAUAACUUUAUUCUCAUUCCAAUAUGAUGAUGAUAAAAACCUAUACCUCACUUUUUCACUGUAUGAUUUUAACACAAUGAAAUGAAGUGGUCAUUUAUUGUUUACAGUACAACUUACCAAUUAAGCUUACACAAAAGCCAUGCAAGGACAGGAUUUUUACUAAACAAGAAUAUACCGUGUUUGUAUGCCUUUGUAUGUCAUUUUUACUGUUUUCUUAUUGUAGCUCUCCUAAUAAAGUAAAAUAUACAAUCUGA
Molecule: messenger RNA, 2208 nt
Organism: Hemibagrus wyckioides
Lineage: Eukaryota; Metazoa; Chordata; Actinopteri; Siluriformes; Bagridae
Exons: 12
Coding region: 175-1527 (450 amino acids)
Molecular function (GO): GTPase activity; GTP binding
Source: RefSeq, a predicted model, not a curated record